This is a messenger RNA of Acromyrmex echinatior (Panamanian leafcutter ant), 895 nucleotides long. RefSeq lists its product as uncharacterized. The record is from RefSeq and is a predicted model, not a curated record. Gene Ontology annotation, molecular function: oxidoreductase activity. Lineage: Eukaryota; Metazoa; Arthropoda; Insecta; Hymenoptera; Formicidae.
AUUACUUACCAAAAUGAAUCAAUUAAUCAAAAUCAAGAAUCCAGUAUGAAUUUAGUACAUUUAUCAUCUGUUGUAAAAAUAAACGAUAUUUCUGUUGGUAAUCUUUUUUAUGAUGGUGCGUGGCAAAAACCCAUAAAGGGUAUGUAUUGGAAACAUAAUGACAGUCUAUGGGCAAAUGCAACAGACACCGAUAUAAAAAAAUGUUAUCAAUCUGCUUGGAAAGGAUACAAAACUUGGAGUAUUAUGUCUAUUGAGACUAGAAUACAAAUGUUAUCUAGAUUUAUGUCCAUACUGAAAUUUACUGGCAAAUUUAUAUUAGCAGCUAUAGUAGAAAGAUGGAUAAAAUUCCCAUAUUUCUAUGGGAAUAUACAAGGACACAUUGAAAAUGAAAUGAUAGAAAUAUUGUAUAUUCGUAAGCCAUUUUUAGGUGUUAUCAUACUUAGAGAGGAAAAUGAAAACAUUUUGUUUUUUCGAUUGAUGCAAUCUUUAAUUACUGGCAACUCUGUCAUUGUAAUGUUUGAUGCAAACUUCUGUAAUCCAUCAUCAUAUUAUGACAUGUUUUCGAGAUGUGGAAUACCUCCAGGUGUUAUAAAUUUAUUAUCACAUGAAAAUAUAAGUUCGCUGGAAGCUAAAUUAUGUUUAGAAGAUUAUACAACCUAUGCAAAUAGAUAUUUCUUGAAAGGCACUUCGAUACAGACAUAUAUUACUCCUUUUUUAAGGCUUACUAUACCAAAACGAAUUUUAAUCCCUCUUCAAUAAUUUUGAUAAUGCAUGGCAUGGAUGUAGUAUUUGUGUUAGAAAUAUGUCUAUAAGUAUAAACAUUUUGAUACAUUUACGUUAACAUAUUAUGAUUUCAGAAAAAUAAUUUGUUGUUUAAUUAACUGGUGAAAAUAAA